Molecule: messenger RNA, 698 nt
Organism: Psammomys obesus (fat sand rat)
Lineage: Eukaryota; Metazoa; Chordata; Mammalia; Rodentia; Muridae
Gene: Cnfn
Product: cornifelin
Exons: 3
Coding region: 225-698 (157 amino acids)
Cellular component (GO): cornified envelope
Source: RefSeq, a predicted model, not a curated record
CAACCUUCCGGGCGCCGGGGAGCUGGCGUCUCCCUCCCCGGGGCAUCCUGGCCCCGAGGCCCCUAACACGCUGGCGCCCGGGCCUGCAGGAGGAGGUGGUGCACGUCCAGGCUCUGCCCAGCUGCGGUGCCCACCUUUCCUCUCAGCCUUGGCACGACAGGACGGAGAGCUGGCGGCAGCAGCAGGGACAGACGGGCGUGGACGGCCCAGUGUGGCAGACGGGAAUGGGAGGCGCGGCAGCGCUUCCUCGAGUAGGCGGCCGGUGGCCUGCCCAGGCUGCCCGGCAGAGGGAAGGGCGGCCGGGGUGGCGCGGCCCGGGAGGCCCCGCGGCCGCCGCUGACCCCCUCGCUCCCGCCACAGCCAUGUCCUACCCAGUGACCAGUCAGCCGCAGUGCGCCAGCUCCUGCUACCAGACGCAGCUCAGCGACUGGCACACGGGCCUCACGGACUGCUGCAACGAUAUGCCUGUGUGUCUGUGCGGCACCUUCGCGCCGCUGUGCCUCGCCUGCCGCAUCUCCGACGACUUCGGGGAGUGCUGCUGCGCGCCCUACCUGCCCGGAGGCCUGCACUCCCUGCGCACGGGCAUGCGCGAGCGCUACCACAUCCAGGGUUCCGUCGGGCACGACUGGGCUGCCCUCACCUUCUGCCUGCCCUGCGCCCUCUGCCAGAUGGCGCGGGAACUGAAGAUCCGGGAGUGA